Cariama cristata (Red-legged seriema) is the source of this 1909-nucleotide messenger RNA. It is a transcript of the gene ZBTB17, whose product is annotated as zinc finger and BTB domain containing 17. NCBI's taxonomy places the organism in Eukaryota, Metazoa, Chordata, Aves, Cariamiformes, Cariamidae. The record is from RefSeq and is a predicted model, not a curated record. Gene Ontology annotation, cellular component: nucleus. Gene Ontology annotation, molecular function: protein binding; DNA-binding transcription factor activity, RNA polymerase II-specific; RNA polymerase II cis-regulatory region sequence-specific DNA binding. The transcript has 12 exons. Gene Ontology annotation, biological process: regulation of transcription by RNA polymerase II. The annotation marks the transcript as partial.
AUGGAUUUCCCCCAGCACAGCAAACAAGUCCUGGAACAGCUGAACCAGCAGCGGCAACUGGGUUUGCUGUGUGACUGCACAUUCGUGGUGGAUGGCAUCAACUUCAAGGCCCACAAAGCUGUGCUGGCGGCCUGCAGCGAGUAUUUCAGGAUGCUCUUCGUUGACCAGAAGGACGUGGUGCACCUCGACAUCAGCAAUGCGGCAGGCCUGGGCCAGGUUUUGGAGUUCAUGUACACGGCUAAGCUAAGCCUAAACCCCGACAACGUGGACGACGUGCUGGCCGUGGCGGGUUUCCUCCAGAUGCAGGAGAUCGUCAGUGCUUGCAACGCUCUCAAGUCUCUCGCCGUGCCAGCAGAAAGCCCUGCCGAGAGCCAGCAGCCCCCCGCCGAGAUCGGGGCCAACAAGGCGACCGUCGAGGACAAGACAUCGGUGGCAGAAGCACUGGGUGAUCUUGACAAAAUAAAACCAGUUCCUCCCGACCCGGAGGGGAAGGAAGAGACGCCCGCAGCCACAGCAGCACGACCUGAGGUGCAGGCGGAGCGGCUGGGUGGCCAAGAAGGGGCAGAUGCUGCCAUCCAGGAGGGCCUCAACACCGAAUUUCCUGGCCACCUGCAGCCGGCGGAGAGCGUGGUCGGCAGCGGCAGCCCCGCAGCGAAGGGCAGUGUUUCUCAGGGCGCCGAAACAGGAGAGAUGGAGCUGGAAGGGAAGGAGGAAGAGGGGGAGAUGAUGGCAGAGGAGGAAGAGGAGGCUAAAAUCUCCAAGGAAGAGCAACCCCGGUUAGAAAACGGAGAAAACGCUGAAGAUAACGAAUCAGGGAGCACCGACUCCGGGCAGGAAAACUCAGGCGAAACCCGUCUGCUCCGCUCGGGUACUUACAGCGACAGAACCGAGUCGAAAGCCUACGGCUCUGUCACGCACAAGUGCGAGGACUGCGGGAAGGAGUUCACCCACACCGGUAACUUCAAGCGGCACAUCCGUAUCCACACCGGCGAGAAACCCUUCUCCUGCAGGGAGUGUAACAAAGCCUUCUCCGACCCGGCUGCCUGCAAAGCACAUGAGAAGACACAUAGGGGCAACCACAAACGGCACCAGCUGGUCCACAGUGGGGAGAAACCCUACCAGUGCGACUACUGCGGGCGCUCCUUCUCUGAUCCCACCUCUAAAAUGCGGCACCUGGAGACCCACGACACCGACAAGGAGCACAAGUGUCCCCACUGUGACAAGAAAUUCAACCAGGGGGGGAACUUGAAGGCUCACUUGAAGAUUCACAUCGCGGACGGGCCCCUGAAGUGUCGGGAGUGCGGCAAACAGUUCACCACUUCAGGGAACCUGAAACGGCACCUCCGGAUCCACAGCGGGGAGAAACCCUACGUCUGCGUCCACUGCCAGCGCCAAUUCGCCGACCCCGGGGCUCUGCAGCGACACGUCCGCAUCCACACCGGAGAGAAGCCGUGCCAGUGCUUGAUCUGCGGUAAAGCCUUCACCCAAGCGAGCUCACUCAUCGCCCACGUGCGCCAGCACACGGGGGAGAAGCCCUACGUCUGCGAGCGCUGCGGCAAGAGGUUCGUGCAAUCGAGCCAACUGGCCAACCACAUCCGUCACCACGAUAAUAUCCGACCCCACAAAUGCACCGUCUGCAACAAAGCCUUCGUCAACGUGGGCGAUCUCUCCAAACACAUCAUUAUCCACACCGGGGAGAAGCCGUUCCUGUGCGAUAAAUGCGGCCGGGGCUUCAACCGAGUGGACAACCUGCGUUCCCACGUGAAGACGGUGCAGCAGGGCAAGGCGGGUAUCAAAAGCCUCGAGCCGGAGGACGGCGAUGAGGUCAACAUCGUCACGGUGGCUUCCGAUGACAUGGUGACACUGGCCACCGAGGCGCUGGCUGCCACCGCUGUCACGCAGCUCACGG